Molecule: messenger RNA, 1794 nt
Organism: Zymoseptoria tritici IPO323
Lineage: Eukaryota; Fungi; Ascomycota; Dothideomycetes; Mycosphaerellales; Mycosphaerellaceae
Product: vacuolar protein 8
Exons: 9
Coding region: 1-1794 (597 amino acids)
Biological process (GO): vacuole inheritance; nucleus-vacuole junction assembly
Cellular component (GO): fungal-type vacuole membrane
Molecular function (GO): protein-membrane adaptor activity; protein binding
Source: RefSeq, a predicted model, not a curated record
AUGGCAAAUCUGUGUAGCAGACUCUUCUCGUGCUGCGGAAGUCGCUCGAAAGUCGACUACGAAAAUGUCCUUGCGGACUCGGAGCGCGAAGCAGUCGCAGACCUGCUGAAUUACCUCGAAAAUAGAGCCGAGACCGACUUCUUCUCCGGCGAGCCUUUAGCCGCGCUCUCCACCCUCGUAUACAGCCAGAACAUCGACCUGCAACGGAGCGCGAGCUUGACGUUCGCCGAGAUCACAGAAAGAGGCAUGUUCGAAGAAUGGAGCGUGGACAGAGAGAAUGAUGCUAACUCGCAUACACAGACCUCCGAUAUUGAGGUUCAGCGUGCAGCCUCCGCCGCGCUGGGUAAUCUUGCCGUCGAUGGCCAGAACAAAACACUCAUCGUCUCCUUGGGCGGCCUCACACCUCUCAUCCGACAAAUGACCAGCCCGAAUGUCGAAGUUCAAUGCAACGCGGUCGGCUGUAUAACGAACCUGGCCACACAUGAAGAGAACAAGGCUCGGAUCGCUCGAUCGGGUGCUCUUGCGCCGUUGACGAGGCUGGCAAAGAGCAAGGACAUGAGGGUACAACGCAAUGCUACUGGUGCAUUGCUGAACAUGACACAUUCGGACGACAACCGACAACAACUUGUUUCCGCCGGCGCAAUACCAGUCCUCGUCAGCCUGCUCAGCAGUUCAGACACCGAUGUCCAAUAUUACUGCACGACCGCCCUCAGCAAUAUUGCCGUGGACAGCACGAACAGGAAACGACUAGCACAGACCGAGACGAAGUUGGUGCAAAGCUUGGUGCACUUGAUGAAGGGACAGGCGCCCAAAGUGCAGUGCCAGGCUGCUCUCGCUCUCAGAAAUCUGGCCAGCGACGAAAAAUAUCAACUGGAAAUCGUUCGAGCUGGAGGUCUGCCACCAUUACUCGACCUGCUACGAAGUAGCUAUCUUCCACUUAUACUCUCGGCGGUGGCAUGCAUUCGCAACAUCAGUAUACAUCCCAUGAACGAAUCACCCAUCAUCGAUGCCGGAUUCCUGCGCCCACUGGUGGAUCUCCUUGGUUCUACCGACAACGAAGAAAUUCAGUGUCACGCCAUCUCUACACUUCGCAACUUGGCGGCCUCAUCAGAUCGGAACAAGCAAUUGGUGCUUCAGGCGGGUGCAGUGCAAAAGUGCAAGGAGCUGGUUCUGGAGGUACCUCUGAGCGUGCAAUCCGAGAUGACGGCAGCGAUUGCGGUGCUCGCACUAUCAGAUGAGCUGAAGCCACAGCUGCUGGAGCUGGGCGUCUUUGACGUGCUCAUUCCACUGACAGAGAGCGAAAGUAUUGAGGUUCAAGGGAAUAGCGCAGCCGCUCUUGGCAACCUCAGCAGCAAAGUCGGCGACUACUCGCUUUUCCUUUCCUCGUGGAAUCAACCUUCAGGCGGCAUCCACGGCUACCUGAAUAGAUUUCUGGCCUCCGGCGAUCCGACAUUCCAACACAUCGCGAUCUGGACUCUCCUGCAACUCCUCGAAUCUGGCGAUCAAAAGCUCACGGAAACAAUCAACAAGUCCGAGGACGUCAUGAACAUGGUCCGCGAAAUCAGCGAGAAGACGAUCGAGUCAGAAGACGAAGGCGAAGAAAGUGAGGAUGGCGAGGCAGUGAAGGACAAGAAGUUUGUCUUGCGUCUGUGGUCCGUUCCACGCACUCUUCGACAUUUGCCUGCCAGCCUGAGCGGAAGUGAACUCCAGGCGAUCUCAGCGGCAUUCACAAUCUGCAAAUCUCUGUCGGAAUCGAUUCGAAGGAGAGCCACAUGCCAUGCCAGCGCACGAUAA